ACAAAACUCCGCAGCAAAAAACUAAUUUGCUAAUUUUCGAUACAAAAUUUGUGUUUUUUCAUCAAUUUAUCACGUAAAUUGCUUCAAAAUCAAAAAUUAAUUAAUAAAUUGUCUCAAAAAAGCCAAAAACUAUAAAAAAAUCGAAAUAUCAACAAUAAAAUUUGUAAAAAUUGUCAACAACAAAAUUCGAGUGAAUCAUCGUCGCAGUCCUUUGUUUACAUAAAACCCAAAAAAAAAGUAAAUUAUGUCGGAUGGAGAGCCAAUAUUGUCUGCCGAGGCAGAUACUUCCUUCAAAAAGUUGCGAACGGUCCCUUUGUUCAGCUUUCAUUUGCUUAUUUCGACGAUAAUUUCGUUUACGGGUGUCGUUUUGGCUGCUACGUGGAAGGAUAAGGAUCGAUGCAAGGCUUAUUUUGUCAUGGUCUAUUUAAGGGUCGCUUUUUGGGUGAUCACUUUUAUAUUUGACUACUUUGUCCGUCAACAUCACGAUCGCCUCCGCAUGAACGGCUAUCACGACUUCCAUCGUGCCACACAUCUCCAAAAAUCCGUCGCUUUCUAUCUCGUGAGUGCCUGGAGCGCAAUUUUCCUCGGCGUUCAAACGCUCAUGCACGAAAUGUACGGCGAAGACUUUUGGAUCAAGUGUCUCUUUGUGGGUUUCUUGUCGCCCGUCAUUUACGCCACGGCAUUCUCCAUCGUCGAAACCUUCAUUUUGGGCAUCGUUCAUACGUCGUACAUCUGUCGCGUCACCAAAUUCAAUAAUGCCAAGCCCCAACCGGAUGCUCUCCGCGGCAGACAUUUAUCGGGCGAAGGAUUAGUCGGCUUGACCCAUUCGCAUGCCGACACGAUGGAAUUGCUCGAGAAACAAGCGGAUCUCAUAAAUUACUUGAAAGAUCACAACAUUCGACUCAGCCAGAAAUUGUUGCAGCUCACGUCGCAAGUGCAAACAGUUCAUUUGCCGCCGCAACAGAUUUAAAAAAAAUAAUUUUUUUUUUGGAGAGAAACGAGCUGUGAGAGAAAAAGUAAUUAAUUAAUCAUGAAUUUUGAUUUACACGAUUUAUUUUUGUAUCAUACAAAAUGUGGAGUGUCAUUAACUAUUUUUUUUUUAUUAUUUCGAUGAAUAUUGCUUAAUAUUAUUACAAAAUGUUUCCCUUUUUGAUAACACAUAGACUAAAUUCCUCAAGUUAAAUGUUGGAGAAUCAAAACCGAAGGUUAAAGACUUUAUUAAGUAUGAGAAAAAGAGAGAAAGAGUUAAAUAAAUGUUAAAUAUUUAGA
Culicoides brevitarsis is the source of this 1269-nucleotide messenger RNA. Its product is annotated as transmembrane protein 192. The transcript is spliced from 3 exons. Gene Ontology annotation, cellular component: late endosome; lysosomal membrane. The record is from RefSeq and is a predicted model, not a curated record. Lineage: Eukaryota; Metazoa; Arthropoda; Insecta; Diptera; Ceratopogonidae. The coding region runs from base 245 to 970 and encodes 241 amino acids.